Messenger RNA from Scophthalmus maximus (turbot), 1470 nucleotides. RefSeq names its product serine hydrolase-like protein. The record is from RefSeq and is a predicted model, not a curated record. Lineage: Eukaryota; Metazoa; Chordata; Actinopteri; Pleuronectiformes; Scophthalmidae. The coding region runs from base 94 to 1086 and encodes 330 amino acids. The transcript has 12 exons.
CAGAGGCGGCUGCCUGCAAGACCCUGCCCGGGGGGGAACACUUCCCACAGCGGCCGCCAGGGGAUCACGGAAGUCUCCGCUCCGUUGAGUUUCAUGUUUCCUGGGAUGAUCGAUGAUGAUGUUUGUGUAGAUAUGCGAGCGUCAGACCCUGUGCGAUAUCAGAUGGACAAAGAAGUGUCGGAGCUCUCUGUCCCGGUCCCGUGGGGAGAGAUCAGGGGUAAAGUCUGGGGUCCUGACCACGGUCGUCCCGUGCUCUGCCUGCACGGCUGGGCGGACAACUGCGGUUCAUUCGACACCCUCAUCCCGCUGCUGCCUAGAGAGUGCAGGUAUGUGGCGGUGGACCUGGCGGGUCACGGUCGGUCAUCACAUCGCCCCGCUGGAGUUUUGUACUCUGCACUUGCGUACGUGGCGGAUGUUCACAGAGUCGUCGAUGCUCUGCACCUGAAGAAAUUCUCCAUCAUAAGCCACAGUAUGGGUGCUGACAUCGCUGGAAUAUUCAGUGCUCUAUAUCCUGAGAUGGUGGAUGCUCUCGUAUUUCUGGACUCUUAUGGAUUCUUACCAACUGAUACGAAAGAACUCACCGAGGUGUUGAGGCAGGGGAUGGAUGGAAUGAUUCAGUUUGAAAAAAAGACAGAAAAAAAGAGAAGAGUUUACACGUACAAGGAGGCAGUUGAGAGGCUUUUGGUGGCAAACCCGACUCUGUCUGAACAGUCUGUGCACAUCCUGUUUGAGCGAGGUCUAGUGGAAGUUGAAGGAGGAUUUGUGUUCUCCAGAGACCUGCGAGUUAAUUUUAAAAACAUGCUUUGCCUCAGUUUGGAGCAGAGUCUGGAGUUGCUGUCGAGGAUUCGAGUGUCUGUUCUAGUUGUUCUAGUAGAAGACUGUGAUAGCAAAAAUUCCGGACAAGCCCCAAAGAAAUUCACUCCAACACUUCUCCAAAUAUUUCGGGACAGAAAUCACAAGGUGGUGACGUUACCGGGCAAUCAUCACAUCCAUCUGACUAAUCCCGAGGUCAUCGCUCCGCUUGUGACUGACUACCUGCGAACUGAAGCUUCGUCAUUGUCAACCAAGAGGGAGCACAAGUUAUAAAAUACAAACAUCACAUUCACACAGCACACAGUUCAGUCAUGUUAUCCACUUGUUUUUAAGAUGAACCUGUGUGAGUCUUUCACAAGUGUACAAAAGCUGCCAUGAAGUGACAUCAUUGCUUCCUCAAUGUGUUGAUUUAUGAUAUUUUUGUUGAAAGAGACAUGAAUGAAGUGCAGAAAAGACCUUUUGCUUUUAGAGAGAUUCAGUGGAUAUUUAAAAACGAGGCCCACUCAAUUAGAUUGAUGAAUAUCAACUAUAUAGAUAGAUUACCUACACUUUUACCUAGCAGUCAGGGGUUUGUACACAAUAUAUAUUUAACCAAUGACUGCCACAAAUAUUUGCAUGUAAACUAUUAAUUAAAAAAUGCAGAACAUCACAGAGAAA